CGACGUGCUGAUCCACAUGAGGUGCAAGUAGAGGACAACCAACUCGGUCGACAUUCGCUCCCGUGUCGAGGGCUCGGUGUGGCGACAGUAGCUAACAUUUACUCGACGAACCACAGAAAAUUAGUGUCAAGUAUCGACGAUUAACGUGAGGCGUUGAAGAAAAGUAUUACCAUGAAGCUACUGUGGGGGUUCAGCGCCCUUCUCUUGUGCUGUUACCGAGCCAGUGCCUCGACAGCGGGUUUUAUCAAGUCUCCCCUGUCUCAGAUGAAGCUGAUCAAUGACAGCGCAGAGCUGCAUUGUGAGGUGAUAGGGAACCCCAUCCCUGAGGUGCAGUGGUGGUUUGUAGAGGGUGAGGAGCCCAAUGAGACCUUCACCCAACUCUUUGACGGGGCACGGGAUGACCGUGUACGAAUAAACGCCACAUAUAUCGCACACGCCACCAGCACCAUUCACCUCACUAGCCUCACCCUUGAUGACUCAGGCACAUAUGAGUGCCGCGCUUCCAACGACCCUGACCGCAAUGAACUGAAGAAGACGCCCAAAAUCAAGUGGAUCCGCUCACAGGCAAACGUUAUUGUGAUCGAAAUGCCAAACAUCAUUGUGGAACCUGCAGAGGUCAUCAACCAGACCUCUGCUACCCUUAGCUGCAACCUGACAGACUCCACCCUUCCCAUCAAGGGCUCCUAUUGGACGCACAAUGGCAAAGUCAUUGAAAAUUCCAAGAACACUAUGGACUCUCCACACACUGUCCUUCAUUUGGAUAAGAUAACCAGCCAGUCUGGUGGAAAGUAUGAAUGUGUCUUCCAGACUGAUCCAGAGGUGAAGCAGACAAUUGAAGUCAAAACGACUCCUCAUGUUGCUGCCUACAAACACUCUGAGCAUGGCAAUGAGAAGGACAAGGCCAUGCUGGUCUGUGUGAGCCAUGGCUACCCACUGCCUGUUGACUGGCACUGGUUCAAGUUGGAGACUGAUGGAAGACAAAAGCCUAUCAUCAAUGGCACUAGCGACAAAUAUGAGAUCAAGAGCACCCCCAACAAGACCUCUCUGAUUAUCCAUGACUUGAACAUCAACGAGGACAUGGGAGAAUACGUUUGCUCUGGAACCAGUGAAAUUGGCAUCGCCACUGACACUAUCCAGCUGCGUGUCCGCAGCCGCCUCGCUGCCCUCUGGCCCUUCCUUGGCAUUGUGGCUGAAGUCAUCGUCCUGGUCACCAUCAUUUUCAUCUAUGAGAAGAGGAGAAAGCCCGAUGAGGUUAACGAUGAUGAUGACUCAGGAUCUGCUCCUCUGAAGAGCAAUUCUGCCUCAAACCACAAGGACAAGAAUGUGAGGCAAAGGAAUUCUAACUAGAAGAUGAAGGAGAUGGAGGUCCACAAGACAACAGUCCAUGAUUUCAAGAGAAUUCAGCUGUCGUGUGGCACAUUAUAUAGUGCACCCUGCAAUUACUUAACAAUUUUGUGCUUGAGUGUUAAAAUGGACUGAUUUGCUCCUGUUUUAUUUUCCUCUGUAUUCCUCUCCAUAUUGUGCAGCCAGGGAACAUAUAAUAUAAAAUUGUUUUAGCUUGAGGCCAUGGGGCAAAUACUGCAUGAGUUUAAUUCUAGCCAAGUGUUUGUCCGUAGUAAAAUCCAUUUAUAAUUUUGGUCACGUGGAGAAUGCUUUAUUGAUGGUUAUUUCUGUAUGUGGCAACGCUUUAUACACCGACUCACAAUUCUCUAUCUGUGUUCUUAUAUUUGUGAGCCUUGAAUGGCAACUUCUGAAGCAGCACAAGUUUUAAGGAUGUGAAAUGUUUUGAUCUUAGCACAUCACUGCCACUCUUUCAGCAAAUAGCUAAAAUGCUUUUAACCUCAGAUGUGUGCUCUGUCCCUCCACCCUCACAAACCAUCCUUGGCAGAAUUACGUAUUUUUGCCUUAACCAAGCUCCACUUCCUUUUUUGCCAUUUUGUUACUAGUUGAUCUAUUUAAAUGUUAACAUUUAGAAUUCAGUUCAGGAAGGAUCCUGCAUUAAAAUGCAAUCCCUCAAUGUUUUCUACUGUAAGAAAUGCACUGUUCAAAUAGUUCAAAUAGAAGAGCAAAGCAUUGCUAUUGUUUUAAUCAUACUUCGUUUCCAUUUACCUUUGAAUUUUUAAAUUGUAGUUUAAAUUACCAGUGCUUCUGUUGCCAUAGUCACAUCUACAUUAAAGAUACAAUGUCAAGGACCAAGUUUAAGAGAGAUGUAAGUGUGUAUUCAGACCUGUCUCGUUUCGAGCAGUUGUUACGAAGCGUUUCCCCCCAAAGAUCGGAACAAAGCAAACAAGCCACAGGUCUGAAUACACCCUAGGAUUGGCUGCGUGUGGUUACUGAAUACAAUCUUAAAGCCAAGCACCGAUGUUCAAAUCUAAAAUUACAGUUCAUCUGGAUGAUGGUUCUCCCUUUGUCUGUAUAAGAAACUAAAUGUGAUCUGAAAUGGAACAUCUAUGAUGAUUGAAACAUUUCUUGGCCCCUCACUUUGUAGGUGAUUUAGAAGCCAUAUGUUUACUCUGAUUAGUAUUGUGACAGGAUGUGUACCAUUUCAGAGAUAAAAAGAUAUGUCAGGAAGAUGAAAAGAUUGAUUUAAGUCCUUUUACCCAGCAAGUAGAUGGAGAACCGUUAAUUGUACCAACUUGGAGUCUGAAUAAAGUAUUUGAUUUUAAAGGU
This is a messenger RNA of Myripristis murdjan (pinecone soldierfish), 2670 nucleotides long. It is a transcript of the gene bsg, whose product is annotated as basigin. Gene Ontology annotation, molecular function: cell-cell adhesion mediator activity. Gene Ontology annotation, cellular component: plasma membrane; axon. NCBI's taxonomy places the organism in Eukaryota, Metazoa, Chordata, Actinopteri, Holocentriformes, Holocentridae. The transcript is spliced from 9 exons. The record is from RefSeq and is a predicted model, not a curated record. The coding region runs from base 172 to 1347 and encodes 391 amino acids. Gene Ontology annotation, biological process: axon guidance; dendrite self-avoidance; homophilic cell-cell adhesion.